AUGCGUUGGUCGGGCAUCACCAACUGUGUCAAAGGAGAAGAUGAGAUCCUGGGAACACUGGCAGCCAGUAUUACCCCUAGAUCAGAAGUGGAUAAGGCGUUGAUCUCAAUUGCCCCCAAAAAGGAGCCAAGGCGUACGAUCCACGCUCCGAUCCCCACUAUCGAACGAGAGGAGGAGCUAUAUGUCGUUAGUUUCGAUGGGUCGGCCCGUGUCAAGAGAGGUGGAGGCGCCUACAGCGCGAUCUUGUGGAAGCUACCCGAAUGGAGAGUGCUGAGAGCUAGAUCAGGGUAUGCUGAAGGCUUGACGGUGAAUGAAGCGGAACACCAUGGUAUGCUACUAUGUCUGGAUCUGUGA
Messenger RNA from Phytophthora megakarya, 354 nucleotides. The record is from the annotation of a GenBank genome assembly. Lineage: Eukaryota; Oomycota; Peronosporomycetes; Peronosporales; Peronosporaceae.